This is a messenger RNA of Hirundo rustica (Barn swallow), 1536 nucleotides long. RefSeq names its product small VCP interacting protein (gene SVIP). Lineage: Eukaryota; Metazoa; Chordata; Aves; Passeriformes; Hirundinidae. Gene Ontology annotation, cellular component: endoplasmic reticulum membrane. Bases 59 to 301 code for a protein of 80 amino acids. The transcript is spliced from 4 exons. Gene Ontology annotation, biological process: negative regulation of retrograde protein transport, ER to cytosol; positive regulation of autophagy; negative regulation of VCP-NPL4-UFD1 AAA ATPase complex assembly. The record is from RefSeq and is a predicted model, not a curated record.
GCCGUGGGCGGGGACGCCGCCGCUUCCUGCGCGGGGCUCCGGGGCGGGCGGGCUCGCCAUGGGGCAGUGCCUGCCCUGCAUGGGGGGUGCCGUCAAGGACGUGGUGGAGACGCCCGACCCGGAAAUAAAAAGAAGACAACUAGCAGAAGCCGCUGAAAAGAGGCAGAUGGAGGCUUCCUCUCGAGGUAUUAAGAACGCUUACUCUGUAGAGCAGAAGAAAAAGAAACAGGAAGAAAUAGAAAGAAGAGUUGCAGCUUCACGUCCUGGAGGAGAAGGAGGGCUGAGAUGGCAGGUUGGAUAACGCACCACUUCUGAAGAGAAGAUGAUUGAUGUUUACUGCCAAUAACUUGUCAGUUUCUGCAGCCAAGUGGCACUUACUCAUCAUGUGGCUUUUGCUGUUUACAUCUGAAAACUCAGCAGUACUUUGCCAUUGUGGGAUGAUGGAUGUGAAAACAUUCACAAAGAAACUCAAGAACUAAUUCUGAACACUACGGUUUUGCCAGUUUCAUUUGUUUGUUUUCCGUGCAUGUUUUAUUGCGUCCCUGUCAAGACUCCUAUCAGCUGGAAGUGGGCUCCUAUGUGUAGUCAGUCAAUAUGUGCACAGUGUCUGCUCACUUGAUGCCUGUCUGUCUGUCUGUGACUGGCCUGAGCAAGCUCAGGUGCCCACUUGUUGGUUUUGAUGCUUAUUUCAAGCUCUGCAAUUAAACUUUUCUCCAAUUCCUCAUGCAGAAGGUUUUUCAUAUAUGUAUGUAUCUGAAUAUGCAGAUGACAGCAUUUCUUUUCUGUUUCCUAAUGACUCUUGGACUGCUUAGGAAUUUAGUGCCUUUUUCAAAAAAAGAAAAGUAGAGUCCUUACAAAUGGAAUAAUUUCGUGAGUAGUUCAAAGAAAAAAUAGAAAUCUUUAUAAAUCCUGUGUACUUAGACCAAGAAUGCCGUUUUGUUAUGUGUAAUAAUUGUUCUCAUUUUCUCAUGCGGAUUUCUUUUGGGUCUGUAAGUAUUUAUAAUGAAUACUAAAAGUUAAACAUGAAAUUAAAAAUCUUGUUAUUAGUUGUUUUCAUUUAUUACCACAAGAGGGCAAUGCUGCCCUCCUCAGCAGCAUUGAAAACAGGAAAACUAUUACUAUGCCAUCUCUUUGCCAGUUCAUUUCCAAAAGUUUCUGUGUUAUUUAGGUGUACUGCUUAGAGUGCAAAAUCAUUUUCUUUUCCCCAGAGAGCAUUGUGUGCAUUAUUGCCUGAUUUCUGACCUAGCCAAAACUACAGAGCCUUUUUUCCCCACCCCUUGAACUAUGUAUUUUGUCUUUCACGUCCCAGCACUGUCCAGUGUUGUCCUGGGAGUGCAGUCUUGACACAGUUUCCUGGCUUAGCCUUCAGAAUUGAGUUGAGAGGGGAGAACUUUGAUAUUACCUUGAUGGUGUGUGGGCUGAAAAAAAGCUGUGUCCUUGGCUGAAGACUGCAUUCAGUUUCCUCUGAUUCCUGGCAAUUGCUCUCUUCAGUGUAUUAACUGGUCAUAAUAAAAUUUUUUUAAAGUCUAGUGAAAA